CUUCUCAUCAACAAACACACACACUUGUUUUGAAAAUGGCUUCCCCUUCAUCACUUCCCAAGCUGCUGCUUCUCGCAUGUUUCACGAUACUCUCCUCCUCGAUCAGAUCGUCUGCUCACGACUUCUCAAUCGUGGGCUACUCCCCAGACGACCUAACGUGCAUAGACAAGCUCAUCAACCUCUUCGAGUCGUGGAUUGACAAGCAUGGUAAGAAGUACAAGAGCCUUGAGGAGAAGUUGCAUAGGUUCGAGAUCUUCAAGGACAACUUGAAGCACAUUGAUGAGAGGAAUAAGGUUGCUAGCAACUACUGGCUUGGCCUCAACGAGUUUGCGGACAUGAGCCAUGAUGAGUUCAAGAACAUGUAUUUGGGGCUCAAGACAGAUCAGUUGCCUAAAAGGGAUGAGUCCCGUCAAGAAUUCAAGUACAGGGAUGUCGAGAGCUUGCCUAAGUCAGUCGACUGGAGGAAGAAAGGAGCCGUUACUCGGGUCAAGAACCAAGGAUCUUGUGGCAGUUGCUGGGCGUUUUCAACUGUUGCUGCUGUCGAGGGCAUCAACCAGAUUGUGACGGGGAAUUUAACAGAGCUGUCCGAGCAAGAGCUGAUUGACUGUGACACAACUUACAACAAUGGAUGCAAUGGAGGGCUUAUGGACUAUGCAUUUGCUUACAUUGUAUCAAAGGGUGGGAUUCAUAAGGAAGAAGACUAUCCCUACCUUAUGGAGGAAGGAACUUGUGAAGAAAACAGGGGUGAGUCUGAAGUUGUCACCAUUAGCGGGUACCAUGAUGUACCUGCAAACGACGAGCAAAGUCUCUUGAAAGCACUGGCAAACCAGCCACUAAGUGUUGCCAUUGAAGCUUCUGGCAGAGAUUUUCAGUUCUACAGCGGGGGUGUGUUUGACGGGCACUGUGGAACUGAGCUUGAUCAUGGGGUGGCAGCUGUUGGAUACGGAUCGAGCAAGGGAUUGGAUUACAUCAUUGUGAAGAACUCAUGGGGACCGAAAUGGGGAGAGAAGGGAUAUAUAAGGAUGAAGAGAAAUACAGGGAAGCCUGCAGGGAUAUGUGGCAUUAACAAGAUGGCCUAUUUCCCUACCAAAAACAAGUGAACAACAGUGUCUUCUUCCUAACCUGAUCAUGUCAUUUGAUGUCUUGUCUCUGUUCUGUUAAAAUUCAUGUUGUUAAGAAAUAAGGACCAGUAUGUUUUUUUUUGGACCAAAAGUGUAAUUCUUGUUGGAAACUGUAUUUUGAAAUAUUCAUAUUCAUCAUCGUCGCAG
Messenger RNA from Sesamum indicum (sesame), 1268 nucleotides. Its product is annotated as cysteine protease XCP2. Lineage: Eukaryota; Viridiplantae; Streptophyta; Magnoliopsida; Lamiales; Pedaliaceae. Gene Ontology annotation, molecular function: cysteine-type peptidase activity. Gene Ontology annotation, biological process: proteolysis. The record is from RefSeq and is a predicted model, not a curated record.